Messenger RNA from Rodentolepis nana, 411 nucleotides. NCBI's taxonomy places the organism in Eukaryota, Metazoa, Platyhelminthes, Cestoda, Cyclophyllidea, Hymenolepididae. The record is from the annotation of a GenBank genome assembly.
AUGGCUCGAACUAAGCAGACUGCUCGUAAAAGCAUAGGGGCCAAGGCACCUCGAAAGCUGCUGGCUAUGAAGGCCGCUCGUAUGAGCGCCCCAUCAAAAGGUGGUGUGAAAAAGCCAUAUCGCUUCAGGCCUGGAACUGUCGCUCUUCGGGAAAUUCGGCGUUAUCAGAAGAGUACUGAGCUUCUUAUCCGAAAGGUCCCUUUUCAACGUCUUGUGCGUGAGAUUGCUCAAGAGUAUCAGAAUGACUUGCGUUUCCAGGCCACUGCUGUCGACGCUAUACAAGAGGCAGCUGAAGCCUAUAUGAUUGGUCUAUUCGAAGACACCAACCUAUGUGCCAUUCACGCGAAGCGAGUCACUAUCAUGGCCAAGGACAUGCAGCUUGCUCGCCGCAUUCGCGGUGAGAGGUCUUAA